CAAACCGGGCGUUGCACGACUACGAAACGAUAGAUAGGGCAGCCCACCGGUAGAUCCAGACCAAGGCCGGAGCACUUUCGCCUUGUGGGCCGCGACGCGCCGGCUCCCUUACAGGCUGCCGUGUGGGAGUAGCCAGACGCCAUCGACGCGCCGCAGGAGACGGCACCAAAACCAUGUGGGCCAUGGGCUUCACUUCCAAACGAUCGCGCUUCACGGAGCACGCGAGAGUGGGCUUCCGCGCCGAGGCGCCGGGCAGAGUACACGCAAAACAGUCCGAGGCGGCCGUCGCCGAGGCGCUGCGAUUGGCGCUGUCGGAUGAAUGUCGAUAUAGGUUGGUCUUGAUUGACCGCGGCGCCGAGGGUGCCGUGCGGCAUGUGUUGCAUCCGGAAGAGCGGGAUGUGCCUGCCGAUAGUCCAUUGGCGAAUCGGCCGCCGCCUCCAUCUCGCUCAGAAUUGAUACUGGUGGCGAGGUUGUCCGAUGAUUGUCAUAGAGGUUCCGAUCGGGCAAUACUAGAGACCACAAGAAUCAUGGAUCAUCUCGGGGUCGAAAAAUUGGAUGGUCUAUGUGUGCCGUGGCCCGAAGCGUCGGAGGACGCGCCUCACGAUCCGAACCACACGGGGCCCGACUGCCGACGACAGAAGAAGCUAUUCUUGAGGACCUGGAAAGCACUACAUAAGAAACUAGUUCCUGAUCGAGUUCGAUGGCUCGGCACGGAGUUGCUCGAUGCCUGGCAGCUCGAAAGGGUCGUGGAGGACGUCUCGGAACAUGAGCGGCCGGUCUUCAAUCUCAUAGAGAUGGACAUCUCCGCGCCAAAGACGAGGACGGUCACGUGGUGCCAGGCGCACGGCAUCGAGUUGCUUGGUAUGUUAGAUACGUCGGAGCACAAGAUAAGUACUGAGGAGGUGGGGAAAUUUAGAGAGUUACAAUCAGAAAUGGACGUGGAGCCGUCUGUCAUAAUUACGCGCUGGGCGGUGCAGCGCGGUGUGGUGACAUUGCCCUCUUUAUCGAGGGUGGUCAGUGAAGGGUCGUCGUUAACGUCAGCCGAAGCCUAUGAAGCCUGGGCCGACAAAUUGAAAAAGAUUCUGGCUGCUCGCACGCUUCACCUACACAUGCCCACCGAGGGCCGGCGCGUGAAUUUGGAUAAUGCGCGACUGGCUUUGUUGAACUCUUUUGAUCGAGAACAAAAUGAAAAGCAGGAGUAUUAUGAUCAACGGCUGGCGGAGAUUACUCGUAGAAAAUUAAAACCGGUGCGGACGGCGGCCAAGGCGUUGAAUGCCCUCAGUGCGUUCUCGACGGCGGCCGAGGAUAAGGCUCGGGAGCGGGGCGAGGAGGUGCCGGCGUUCACGCUCUAA
Molecule: messenger RNA, 1352 nt
Organism: Pelagomonas calceolata
Lineage: Eukaryota; Pelagophyceae; Pelagomonadales; Pelagomonadaceae
Source: the annotation of a GenBank genome assembly